Molecule: messenger RNA, 1021 nt
Organism: Colletotrichum acutatum
Lineage: Eukaryota; Fungi; Ascomycota; Sordariomycetes; Glomerellales; Glomerellaceae
Exons: 1
Coding region: 178-921 (247 amino acids)
Source: RefSeq, a predicted model, not a curated record
GACUGUCAAUCCCUUGGCCAUGUCAGCCCCGUUUUAUACGGAUACGAGGGGGAGGUGGUCUAAGGACCCUUCGUUUUGUGACUUUGGCCCACGGCUGUGUAGGUGCACUACGAAGAUCCGUACAUGUUCGUACGUGUGUGCUGAGCGUCUUCCUUCACCCAAGCCUCCUUCCGGAAAAUGGCAAAGGUUCAAGCGUCUUGUCACCUUGCCGAGAGCGAGCACGAACUUCAAAGGGGGGAACGGAACCAGUCGGCACGCGAAGACACCAUUGCGGCGGUUUGGCAGAUAAUGUUGGUUAUCAAGAAAUUUGGGGGUGAAGUAAAGUUAUUGGACCGCCUGCGUCAAGCUCAGGAAAGGUGCCAUCGUCCCAUGCGGCCGGUUUCAGAUGAAGUAGAGACGAUGUUGAGGAACGAUUUAAAGGUGUUAAAGAACGCCCGGGUACGCCCCCUUGAAAGAUUAGAGAAAAGCCCAUCCCAAGAUGAAUUUCCCAGGAAUGAGACGCUAGGCGGGCCAACGCGAUCGUCUGAACGACCCGGCCGAACACCUUUUUUGCAGUUUGCACGCUUUUCACCACGGAUGCGAAGAAUUGUGAAACCAAACCGCGCCGGCCAAAUUUGGGGGGCACGGGGGGCACAUCCAAGGAACAACCGGGCUUUGAAGCGGGCGGGGGGCCAACUUGUCAAGGACUCAAGAUUGCGACUUGUCUCUGAUCGCCGUCAGGACAGGGGCGGUCCUUAUGUGAUUGUGCAUCCGUACGGAUUUAUAUACAAAUGUGUGAAGAAGGGGAGAUACACAUCGGAAAGCCACUGCCGCACAACUUGUGCGCCACUCGCGAAGCGUCAAUCUCAUUCUCAUCAUCAUCAUCAUCAUCAUCAAACCGCAAAAUCCAUCAAGGGUCUUGAGCCAAAUAAAAUCAAAUGAGGCGGAAAUAAAGGUAUCCGUAUUUCCUGGAAAGGAGCCGGACUUGUGCAGGACUGCAGGUAAACAGUUGCCCUGGACACGGGCCGGGGCCCGUAUAACA